This is a messenger RNA of Drosophila suzukii, 1599 nucleotides long. RefSeq names its product mitochondrial trifunctional protein beta subunit (gene Mtpbeta). Lineage: Eukaryota; Metazoa; Arthropoda; Insecta; Diptera; Drosophilidae. The record is from RefSeq and is a predicted model, not a curated record. Gene Ontology annotation, molecular function: acyltransferase activity, transferring groups other than amino-acyl groups. Gene Ontology annotation, cellular component: mitochondrion. Gene Ontology annotation, biological process: fatty acid beta-oxidation.
GAAUCCGGCGUCCAUCUCUAGCCAAACAGCUGCAGUCGCAACACCGAGAAAAGCGAGAAAAGAAAUCCGAAAACUUUCGCAAAAUGAGCCUACAAAAUGUCUGCCGCAAGGGUAACGCCUUUAACCUGUUGAACGUUUCCAGGAAAGUUCAAUGCCGCACUUUAUCGGCCGCUGUGGCGAAUCCCCAACCCAAACAGAGAAACGGACAGAACAUAGUCUUGGUCGAUGGAGUUCGUACACCUUUCCUGACCUCAGGAACCUCCUACUCCAAGUUGAUGCCCCAUGAACUGGCCAGGCACUCGCUUUUGUCGUUGCUGCAAAAGAACCGCUUGGACAAGGAGCUCAUUGACUAUAUUGUCUAUGGCAGCGUUAUCCAGGAGGUCAAGACCUCCAACAUUGCCAGGGAGGCAGCCUUGGCGGCUGGUUUCAGCAACAAGACACCCGCCCACACCGUCACCAUGGCGUGCAUCAGUUCCAAUGCGGCCAUCACCACGGGAAUGGGUCUCAUUGCCACCAAUACAUACGAUGUCAUCGUGGCCGGCGGCGUGGAGUUCAUGUCGGAUGUGCCCAUCCGUCACUCCCGCAAGAUGCGCUCCUUGCUCUUGAGAGCCAACAAGGCUAAGACCCUGGGUCAGCGAUUGUCCCUGCUUGCCACCUUCAGACCUGAUUUCCUGGCCCCCGAACUGCCCGCCGUUGCAGAGUUCUCCUCCGGUGAGACCAUGGGUCACUCGGCCGAUCGCCUAGCCUCCGCAUUUAACGUUUCCCGCAGCGAACAGGAUGAGUACGCCCUGCGCUCCCACACUCUGGCCAAGGAGGCUCAAGAGAAGGGUUACUUCACCGACCUGGUGCCGUUCAAGGUCUCUGGCGUGGACCAGAUCGUGGACAAGGACAACGGCAUCCGUGUGUCCAGCCCCGAGAGCCUGGCCAAGCUGAGACCCGCCUUUGUGAAGCCCUACGGCACUGUGACUGCAGCUAACGCCUCCUUCUUGACGGACGGCGCAUCCGCUUGUCUGAUCAUGACAGAGGAGAAAGCAAAGCAGUUGGGUCUGAAACCCAAGGCAUAUCUGCGCGACUUCCUGUACGUUUCCCAGGAUCCCGUCAACCAGCUGUUGCUGGGACCUGCCUACGGAAUUCCCAAGCUACUUAAGAAGUCUGGGCUCAGCCUGAAGGAUAUCGACUCCUGGGAGAUCCACGAGGCCUUUGCUGGACAGAUCGUUGCCAAUCUGAAGGCCCUGGACUCCGACUGGUUCUGCAAGACAUACUUGGGUCUGAACGAGAAGGUCGGCAGCCCCGAUCUGUCCAAGUGGAACAACUGGGGCGGCUCCCUGUCCAUUGGCCACCCUUUCGCGGCCACCGGCGUCCGCCUCUGCAUGCACACGGCCAACCGCCUGGUUCGCGAGGACGGCAAACUGGGAGUGGUCGCCGCCUGUGCAGCCGGAGGACAGGGCGUGGCUAUGCUCAUCGAGCGCUAUCCGGGCGCCACAGCCGACUGAAAACACAAUUGAAUCGACAAGGAGGAGAGUGCAGUUUGACUGCCAGAUUGCUAGCUUUUAUACACUUUACAACUAUGCCUAUACGAAUAAAGAAAUCUGAAUUUUA